Alexandromys fortis (reed vole) is the source of this 4080-nucleotide messenger RNA. RefSeq names its product RIB43A domain with coiled-coils 2 (gene Ribc2). NCBI's taxonomy places the organism in Eukaryota, Metazoa, Chordata, Mammalia, Rodentia, Cricetidae. The record is from RefSeq and is a predicted model, not a curated record. The coding region runs from base 184 to 1317 and encodes 377 amino acids. The transcript has 7 exons.
UCCGAUUCCUGUGCACCGCUUGUGGCCGAAAGCAGGCUCUUGGUGGUCGCUGGGACAGAUCAGCUUCCAAACUUUCGGAAGUGCUACUUGUUGCUUCUGGGAGCUGCAGCUUGCUUAUUUCUGUGACCUUUUCUUACCGUGUUUGUUCUGAAAGCUGCUGAAGCCCCGCCGGAUUCCAGAGCCAUGGAGGUAGCGCUGGUUAAGGACCUGCAACAGGACGCCAGCCUCGAAAAGAAGCGGUACAUGGAGCUGUGCAGGCAGGGACGGGUCUUCAACGCCAGGAACAGGAUUAUUGGGGGAGACACACAAGCCUGGGAAGUCCAAGUUCACAACCAGAAGAUAAAAGAAGCAACUGAAAAAGCUAGACAUGAAACUUUUGCUGCUGACAUGAAGCACAAUGACAAAGUCAUGUGCAUACUCCAUGACCGCGAACGGAGGGACAGGAAACAACUCUGUCGCGCUAUCAAUGACUUCCAGCAGAGCUUUCAGAAGCCAGAAACUCGCCGUGAGUUUGAUCUCUCGGACCCCCUGGCCCUCAAGAAAGAUCUCCCAGCCCGGGUGUCAGACAACGACAUGAGGAACACCAUAUCAGGAAUGCAGAAGUUCAUGGGAGAGGAUUUAAACUUCCACGAGAGGAAGAGAUUCCAGCAGGAGCAGAACAGAGAAUGGUCCCUGCAACAGCACAGAGAGUGGGAGAGAGCGCGGGCUGACCACAAGCUUGCAGAGGACUUCCACACGCAGACAAGACUAAAGUUCGAUGAAACAGCCAGAGACUUGCAGAAGCUAGAAGGCUUGACCAGGAAGGAAGUCUGUGCAGCCACGAAAGAGUUCAACAAGAACCAGGUUUUGGAGCUGGCAGAACGGAAGAGGCAAGAGAAGCAGAAAGAGCUAGAGGACAAUAUGACUGAGAUCACCAACCUGCUGCACGGGGACCUGCUCUCUGAGAACCCGCAGCAGGCAGCCAGUUCCUUCGGGCCUCACCGUGUAGUCCCUGACCGCUGGAAGGGCAUGAGCAAGGAGCAGCUGGAGGAGAUUCGCUUCACUCAGAAGCAACAGAUCCAGGAGAAGCUGAGGCUUCAGGAGGAAGAAUGUCAGCACAACAUGGACUGGGACCGACGCAGGAUCCAGAAGGCUCGCGCCAGCCUACUCCAUGAGCGUCAGCAGCAGCGCUUGCAGCGGGAACUGCGCAGGGCCCUGGACUGCAGCAACCUCAGCCUGGCCAAGGAGCAGCAUUUACGGAAAAAACAAAUGGAUGAAGCCUCCACAAGUCAACCCACAGAAGAUUAUUUCUCACAGUUUAAUACAAGAAGCCGCUAAUAGGAAAGACUCCCCUUUUCUUGUUUAUAGUAGAGUGGUCCCCUCGGAGUUACACUUAUUUCAAAGUGAGCCUGCUCCUUGGUCUGAAUUUUCUCAUCACACUUCAUCUCCUGGGGAGUGUGCACUCUGGAAGCUCUGCUCUGUGAAGGCCUCUAGUGCAGCUCUGGGUGCUGUGGCCUUAGGGCUCAGCAGAGAGGACACGAGGGCUGGUGUGCGGCUCCAGCUCCGGGCUAGCUGCUACAGUCACUUGCUAGCUCAGUAAGCAUCAUAGGUGUUCUGUGUGCUUCAUGAGGUACCCUUUGUUCCACUCUCACCCCAGAGGCCGCCGGCAUCUCUGCCGUUGUCUAGUGUGCAAAUCUGAGUUAAAGGCACACAUCUGAUUUAUUGUGUGAUCCUCCCCCCACACACACCAGGAAAUGUCAGCACCCAGCAAGUCUGGCUUUCAGCCUCUUCAUCUCCUGGCUCCUGUAACAAAGCCCCGGGCAACAGUGGUUUCUGUAAAGCAUCAUUUUUUAUUUCUUGUUGUAAUGAAAGCAAGCUGACCUAGAAGCCCUGCUGGCUGGGGAAGGCCCAGUGCCCUCUGCUUCUUGCUCAGCCUCCCUUGCCACUGUGCAGCUCCCAUCCUAGGGUCUAGGUCUCUGCUCCAGUUUGCAGUCCUGUCACCAGAACCUAGCGUUCAGGGAUAUGAUCCCAAAAGUAUCUGUUUCGUCUCUGCUCACAUCCCCACUCUGACAAGCUCUGACUACAAGAGUGCUCCUUUUUGUUGUGGCUGUCCUCAGGUUGGUAAGACUCGAAGAGGAUGUCCAGACCAAGGAGACCUCUGCAGUCACCCAUCACAAAUGCGUUCUCGAGGAAAUAUGCCCCCACUGACACCGCCAACAGCUGGCUGGGCUUUUAGGAAGGUCAGACCAAGUUGAAGUCACCAGUACAGCAGGGCAGUGUGCUGUCAGUGGCCAUCACUGUUGGGCACAGAUAAGAACAGGUACCCUUGAAGGCCUGUCCUUUACAAACGCCCAUCUGGGCCAAGAGUCCAGUGGUAAUGACACAAUGGCCCAGGUGUUUGUUUAGGCAAUGACAGGAUCCACCCAUACUUUCCACAGGCUUCACUUUGCCUGGGUCUUUUCACAUAGCCAGUGCCUCUGUCAUAAAACUGGGACCCGCUGUUCUACCUCAUGUUUUCCGCAGGGACUCACACACACCCUGUGAAUGCUCCAGCCACAGUGAACUAGGCCUUUCUUCUCUGGAGCAAUGUGGAGUCCUAUGGUAGUGACCACCAUUUUGCCAGAGGCCCAUAGAAACCAAAGCACCCAUCAGAGAAGUAACUGGGGCCCAGCCCCUUCAGAAGCUCCUCUAUGGACUACUCUGUGCCCCUUUGUAUGCUUGGAUGGCCCCACUACCAAGCCCAGGGAAUCUACCUCUGGAACUCAGCCCUCGUUUCCUGAGCAGGAGUGUCUGGCUUCAAGAGUGCAUUAUGGGACAAGAACAUGCCAGGAAGAAAGGGUAGGUGUGGAUGCUUUGGGCUGGGAGCCUUAAGAGCACCAUGGCAGACUGGACAGCUUAAACAAUGGACAUUUCUAGUUUCUUACAGUUCUGAGGUUAGAAGCGUGUGGUGGUUAGACCACCGGCGAUGCACGCCUUUAACUCCAGCACUCAGGAGGCAGAGGCAGGAGGAUCUCCGAGUUUGAGGCCAGCCUGGUCUACAGAGUGAGUUCCAGGACAGCCAGGGCUACACAGAGGAAACCCUGUCUUGAAAGAAAGUUUGUGAUGGAGAUGCUAGAAAGAUAAGGACAACAAUCGUAAGGGGUAUGAUGACUUCAUGUUCACAACUGCAUUGAUUUCCAAGUAAGGUUACAGUCUGAGCUACUAGAGGGUAGGAUCACAAGUCAUCUCAUCACAGAAUAAAAUGCUGAGUGCCCCUGGGUAUAUCAAUAAUUCUAUGGGGAACAUUGAUGAAGGGACCAGGAUUUGGCACAAGGCAUCGCAAGACCAAAUUCUCAGCACAAAGAUUGGUUUGUCUCAGAGGGACAAAGGGCAGGGAAUAAGAGAUGAAGACAGGAGAUAGAGGAAGAGGGAGGUGGGGAAAAGAACAAUGGAGGAGGGAAGGAAUAUUUAUCCUGGAGGGACAAAGGACUGCAUCUGAAUAGAGAGGAGACAUGUGGCCCAUAGGCAAAUGGCAGUCUAUAAGGGAAAAGGGAAAACCUCAAGUUAGGAUGAGGUGUUUAAUUUUAACUGGGCAUGUUAAUUAGGGCAACCAAAAGAGGCUUUUGAUUGCUGGAGUUCAAUACUUUGAUAGCUGGACCUUGGUAGUCAGCCUCAGGAGGAAGAAGUGGCCAAAUAAGGGAAUAGACCUUGGUGGCUAGCUUUAAGAACAUAAUAUAGUGGUUUUUUAGAAAGGCAAGGGAACUUGGGCCAUGUUUGCCAUUCUUGGGCCAACUAGAGUUCCUUCAUAGGGUACCCAGACUAAACAAGUCAGCUUGUGGCAGCAUUCUCUUGGUAGACAAUGGACAGUCAACUGAGGUGGUGGAUCCUCCUGCUUUUGAGGAGUGUGGUAGUUUGAGUAAAAAUGGCCCUCAUGGGCCCAUAGUGAAUGGCACUGUCAGGAGGUUGGCCUUGUUAGAGUAGGUGUGUCCCUGUUGGAGGAAGUGUGUCACUGUGGGUGGGCUUUGGGGUUUCAAAAGCUCAAGCCAGGUCCAGUAGCUCUCUCUCUUCCUGCUGCCUGCCAAUCCAGAUGUAGAACUCGCAGCUCCUCCAGUACCAUCUGUG